AUGCUCACCGACUGCUCUGUUGUCCCUCAGCUCUUCCACAUAGACUUCGGACACAUCCUCGGAAACUUCAAAUCUAAAUUCGGCAUCAAGAGGGAGCGAGUGCCGUUCAUCCUCACACACGACUUCAUCCACGUCAUCCAGCAGGGGAAGACGGGCUACACGGAGAAGUUCGCCAGUUUCCGUAAGUACUGUGAGGAAGCCUAUCUGGUGUUGAGGAAGAACGGGAACCUCUUCAUCACUUUGUUCGCCCUGAUGCUGACCGCCGGGCUGCCCGAGCUCACCUCCGUCAAAGACAUCCAGUACUUAAAGGACUCUCUGGCUCUGGGGAAAACAGACGACGAUGCGCUGAAGCAGUUCCGGCAGAAGUUCGACGAGGCUCUGAGAGAGAGCUGGACCACCAAAGUGAACUGGAUGGCCCACAACGUGGCCAAAGACAACCGCUCCUAGAGAGAGGAGUCCCUCACAGGUCAGGGGUCGGAGGUCAGGGGGAAAGGAGUGUACGGGAGGGGAAAGGUGCGCCAAGGAGACGAGGUGAAAGCCAUCCUGAUUGGAAGAAGGGAAUUCAGCAGAGUAUCUGAAACAUGAGCAACCCCCUCCUCAAUAUACUGUACAGCUUCCCUUUCUGUCCGUAUCACUCUGGCUCGGUGCCUCCUGAAAAGAAAAAUCCAAAGUCAUGGUCUGGAGACAUUUCUGUGGAGUCAUGGUGGGUGUAGUCGUUGCGAGUUUUGCACAGCAGCAGCGGAUGGAGCUCACAGCCAAAGGAAGGGAAGUGAAGCGCCCACACUAAAGAAUAAACUGUCCCUACGGAGCGCGUUCACGACGGAGAGCAGGAGGUUUCCUCUCAGACGGACUUUAAUCUCCGCUUGUACGGACUCUGCAGGGUCGCUCGGUUUGACCGCGCCCCAGAACUGCUUUACGUACGGCGGAGAUGGGUGACGGAAUCGGAAAAGACACAAACGUCUGACCCACAUGUCUAAAAAACAAUGUGCACAAACGGCCACAGGAAGUGCAUCUUAACACUCACUCCCGCUGCCUCAAAGUGUGCCUCAAAACUGCGGGAAGAUUGUAUUUUUUAUGAGUUUUUUUUUUUUUUUUUUGCCAUUUUAAGAAUUUAUCAAGAGACGUCUAUGUGCCAGACUACUUUAGCAGUCCACAGAGAGAAACUUGUUUUAGGGAAAUAAGGAUUAGAGAGAGAAUUUGAGAAUAAAGUGGGUCCACUGUUUGAAACUCAGAUAUAUUUUGGACCAUUGAAACACUGGAAUAUUUUCAGAACGACUGAAAGCAGAAUCCUCUUUUAGUGAACUAAACACUUUAUUUUUUAAGGCGCUUUUAUUUUCAAACGACAAUUAUUUCACACUUUGCAAAUCAAGAACAUCACUAGCCAACUUGUCCUAAAGUCU
Molecule: messenger RNA, 1400 nt
Organism: Notothenia coriiceps (black rockcod)
Lineage: Eukaryota; Metazoa; Chordata; Actinopteri; Perciformes; Nototheniidae
Product: phosphatidylinositol 4,5-bisphosphate 3-kinase catalytic subunit beta isoform-like
Exons: 3
Coding region: 1-447 (148 amino acids)
Biological process (GO): phosphatidylinositol 3-kinase/protein kinase B signal transduction; cell migration; phosphatidylinositol-3-phosphate biosynthetic process
Cellular component (GO): cytoplasm; plasma membrane; phosphatidylinositol 3-kinase complex
Molecular function (GO): 1-phosphatidylinositol-3-kinase activity; 1-phosphatidylinositol-4-phosphate 3-kinase activity
Source: RefSeq, a predicted model, not a curated record